CCGGCCCGGCCCGGCCCGGUCCUCCCCACACUUGGCUGAGCAAGGCUGGCUUAGAAGGCUCUUUUCCCCAAGAAAAUGGGGAUUGACAGUGAAAACCCAGUCCUGAGGAAUGUGCUCAUCAGCUUUAACUUGCUUCUGCUGGGUGCUGUCCUCAAGCCUUUUGAGUGCCGGCUGGAGGUGACAACAGAGCCAGCCGAGAGGCCAGCAGUGGAUGAGAAGGGUAGCUUGUCCAACUGCAGCCCACCAAUCAAAGAACAGCCCAUGGUCUUCCACCACAUCUACAACAUCAAUGUACCCCUAAACAGCUGCUGCUCGUCCAUGUUCAAGUCGUCAGCUGAGGAGGUGAGUUCAGAAGAUGACCAGCUGGCGGAGUACACGGAGCAGACCUCUGACAGCGAGAGCCAGGUCACCUUCACCCACAGGAUAAACUUGCCCAAGCAGGCCUGCAAGUGCUCCACCUCCCUCCCGUCCCUGCAGGAGCUGCUGAGCAGGAUUGAGAUGCUGGAGAGGGAGGUGUCCAUGCUCCGGGACCAAUGCAACUCCAAUUGCUGCCAAGAAAAUGCAGCCACAGGGCAGCUGGAUUACACCCCACAGUGCAGCGGCCAUGGGAACUUCAGCCUGGAAUCCUGCAGCUGCGUGUGCAUGGAGGGCUGGGCGGGCAGCAACUGCUCUGAGCCCCACUGCCCCCGGGGCUGCUCCAGCCGCGGUGUCUGCCUGGAGGGUCAGUGCAUCUGCGACAAUGACUAUGGGGGUGAGGACUGCUCCCAGCUCCGUUGCCCCAGCGGCUGUGGCUCCCAUGGGCUCUGCGUGGAUGGCGAGUGCAUCUGUGAGGAGGGUUUCACCGGGGAGGAUUGCUCCCAGCUGCGGUGCCCCCAUGACUGCUCAGGGAAGGGCUACUGCGUCAAUGGCACAUGCAUCUGCCAGGAGGGCUACGCCGGGGAGGACUGCAGGUGGCUGCACUGCCCCAACGCCUGCAGCGGCCGUGGGGUCUGCCAGGAUGGUCUCUGCAUCUGCGAGGAAGGCUAUGAAGGGCAGGACUGCUCAUCAGUGGCUCCACCUGAAAACCUGCGAGUGACAGGGAUCAGUGACAGCUCCAUUGAGCUGACGUGGGACAGCAGCCGGGCAGCCACCGAGUACAUCAUCUCAUACCAGCCGGCAUGGCCAGGGGGCACCCAGCUCCAGCAACGAGUGCCUGGAGACUGGAGCAGCAUCACCAUCACGGAGCUAGAGCCAGGCGUUGCCUACAAUGUCAGCAUCUACACAGUCAUCAGUGAUGUCCUGAGCAUCCCUGUUACCUCCAAGGUAGUGACCAACCUUGCCACACCGCAGGGCCUGAAGUUCAAGACCAUCACAGAGACGACAGCAGAGGUGCAGUGGGAGCCCUUCUCUUUCCCUUUUGACGGCUGGGAGAUCAGCUUCAUCCCCAAGAAUAACGAGGGCAGUGUGAUCGCCCAGCUCCCCAGCACCGUCACCACCUUCAACCAGACAGGGCUGAAGCCAGGGGAAGAGUACACCGUCACUGUGGUGGCCCUGAAGGAACAAGCCAGGAGCCCUCCCACCUCCGACAGCGUCUCAACCCUCAUCGAUGGACCGACGCAGAUCCUGGUGCGGGAUGUCUCCGACACAGUGGCCUUUGUGGAGUGGACGCCGCCGCGUGCCAAGGUGGACGCCAUCCUGCUGAAGUACGGGCUGGCAGACGGGGAGGGCGGGAGGACCACCUUCCGCCUGCAGCCCCCCCUCAGCCAGUACUCCCUGCAGGCCCUGCGCCCCGGCGCCCGCUACCGCCUCGCUGUCAGCGCCCUCCGGGGUGCCAAUGAGAGCCAGCCAGCCCUCGCCCAGUUCACCACAGAGAUCGAUGCACCCAAGAACCUGAGAGUGGGCUUGCGGACCCCUGCCAGCCUCGAGCUCACCUGGGACAACAGCGAGGCUGACGCACACAGCUACAGGGUGGUCUACAGCACCCUGGCUGGGGAGCACUACCAUGAAGUCCUGGUGCCACGUGACACUGGUCCCACCACCCGGGCCACCCUCACAGAUCUGGUGCCAGGGACAGAGUACGGCAUCGGGAUUUCAGCCGUGAUGGACAGCCAGCAGAGCGUGCCAGCAACCAUGAAUGCCAGAACAGAACUUGACAGCCCCCAGGAUCUCCUGGUGAUAGCGUCCACUGAGACAUCCAUCUCACUGGCCUGGACCAAAGCCACAGGUCCCAUUGACCACUACCGCAUCACCUUCACCCCUGCCUCGGGGAUGGCCUCUGAAGUGACAGUGCCCCAGGAUCAGUCACAGUUCACCCUCUCGGAGCUGGAGCCUGGGACAGAAUACACCAUCUCCAUCAUUGCUGAGAGGGGACGCCAGCAGAGCCUGGAGGCAACUGUGGAUGCCUUCACAGGGGUCCGGCCCAUCACACAACUCCACUUCUCUCAGCUGACAUCCUCCAGUGUGAAUGUCACAUGGAGUGACCCAUCCCCACCAGCAGACCGCCUCAUCCUCACCUACAGCCCCCGGGACAAGGAGGAGGCACAGCAGGUCACACUUGACGGCACCCGCAGGCAUGCCAGCCUGAUGGGCUUGCAGCCAUCCACCGAGUACCUGGUGUCACUGGUGGCCAUGCAUGGCACCAUCAGCUCUGAGCCUGUUGUGGGCUCCAUCACGACAGGGAUCGAUGCACCGAAGGACCUCAGAGUGGGAAAUGUCACCCAGGAGUCCAUGAAGAUCUACUGGAGCCCUCCCAUUGCUGCCUUCGACCACUAUAGAAUAUCCUACCGUGCUGCUGAAGGGAGGACAGACAGCACUGCAAUCACCAGUGAUGCCACCGAGUACACGCUUCGCCAGCUGCAGCCUGCGACCAAGUAUGAGAUCGGGGUGAAGAGCGUGCGGGGCAGGGAGGAGAGCGAGGUGGCCUCCAUCACUGUGCAUACAGCCAUGGAUAUCCCCUUGGGGGUCACAGCCACCAACAUCACCCCCACUGAGGCACUGCUCCAGUGGAACCCACCAUUGUCGGAGGUGGAGAGCUAUGUCCUCGUCCUCACCCGCCACACAGUUGCAGGAGAAACAAUUCUCGUGGAUGGAGUCAACCAGGAGUACCAGCUGACCAACCUCCUACCCAGUACCACCUAUACAGUCUCUAUGUAUGCCACCCAUGGGCCUCUCACCAGCCAGACUGUCAGCACCAGCUUCACAACUCUUUUGGAUCCUCCAACAAAUCUGACUGCCAGCGAAGUCACACGACGAAGUGCCCUGCUUUCCUGGGUGCCUCCCGUGGGAGAGAUGGAGAACUACAUCAUGACCUACAGAUCCACGGAUGGCAGCUGGAAGGAGCUGAUUGUGGAUGCUGAGGAUACAUGGAUCCGCCUGGAGGGGCUUUCUGAGACCACAGAGUACACUGUGCGCCUGCAAGCUGCCCAAAAUGCCAUGAGGAGUGGCUUCAUCUCCACCACCUUCACAACAGGUGGCCGUGUCUUUGCUAACCCUCAGGAUUGUGCCCAGCACCUGAUGAACGGAGACACACUGAGUGGUGUGUACACCAUCUCCAUCAAUGGGGAGCUCAGCCAGCGAGUUCAGGUGUACUGUGACAUGACCACUGAUGGAGGUGGAUGGAUUGUCUUCCAGAGGCGGCAGAAUGGGCUGACGGAUUUCUUCCGGAAAUGGGCAGAUUACCGGGUUGGUUUUGGAAACCUGGAAGAUGAGUUUUGGCUGGGUUUGGACAACAUCCACAAGAUCACGUCCCAAGGGCGCUAUGAGUUGCGCAUAGACAUGAGGGACGGCCAGGAGGCAGCAUAUGCCUACUACGACAAGUUCUCCAUUGGGGACUCCAGGAGCCUGUACAAGCUGCGAAUUGGGGACUACAAUGGCACUUCAGGGGACUCCCUCACCUAUCACCAGGGUCGCCCCUUCUCCACCAAGGACAGGGACAAUGAUGUCGCUGUGACCAACUGUGCCAUGUCCUACAAAGGGGCCUGGUGGUACAAGAACUGCCACCGCACCAACCUCAAUGGCAAGUACGGAGAGUCCCGGCACAGUCAGGGGAUUAACUGGUACCAUUGGAAAGGCCACGAGUUCUCUAUCCCCUUUGUGGAAAUGAAGAUGCGACCUUACAACCACCGUAACAUCUCUGGGAAGAAGCGACGAUCCCUACAGCUCUGAGGGAGCUGAACCCCCUCCUGCCUUCCACCAUCUGACCUUUUCUGUCAUUUGUUUGUAUUUUAUAAUAUGAAAAGGGGGGGAAUUUACUACUCAUUCAUCUGAGAUAGCAACCUGCCCCUCACGAGUGCUGGAGGGAACCAUGGCACAAGCAAAGGCUGUGGGAAAGGAAAGACCUCAUUGCUUUGCAUCUUUCCCAGAGAAAUACCAAAUUUCCAGUCUCCCUACCCCAGUACUCUGACCCUUAACACAAGAAGAGAGAGAAAGAGACAGACAGAUUUUUUGAUAUUUUUUUAAAAGACAUAGAAAUCCCCAGCAAACCCUGUUAGAAAUGUCCGGCAUGGGGCUCAUGGCAGAAACCUUCCCCACAGGGACCUUUGGCACCCCAGUCAUGGCCAGGGACACCCAUCCUCUUCCUGCCUCCCUGUCCCCUCCUGACAGGGAGGUCCCAGGCUUCAAGCUAUCCUGCAGACACCAACUCUUCCAACAGGCAGAGGCCUGUCUCUCCUUCCAGCCUGGUCAUCCCUCCCCUACUUGCAGGCACUGUACACAUGGAGACAAAAAGAGGAUAAGCCAACACAAGGCUCAUCUCGUUCCCAGUUUUCACAAAUCACACAGGAGGGUUUGGUGAACAUCUGCGUAAGCAGGGAAACUUUAGAAAGCCCACAUCCCAAAUGUUGGCCCCACCACAGCCAAAGCCAUCUUCAUGUACAUGGAGCCUAGGGGAACAAGAGCUGCUCCACCAGCACCAACCUGCAUCAUCCACUCUGAGCUGAACUCAUCCCACCCCAGGUGCAUGACAACUGCCUGGGUUAUGCUGAGCUUCAUGAAGAAGAAAAGAGUCAAAUUAGGUCUUGAAGUCUAGGGCCCAUUUCCUCUGCUAUUUUGACAUUUCACCACACUGUCUGUCACUGAGGUCAGUGGUCCCAGACCAAGGAGACUCAGAGAAGAAACAGCAACGAAAAGAGGUAUCACAACUGCAGCCCAGCCUGAAGCUAGCAGCUGACACAGCUCAGGUGCUCUUGUUCAGGGUCCUCCAUGCACACAGGGAAGGAUGAUGAUGCAGCCUACAGAAGACAAGCGCAAGCUAAGAAAUGCCUAUUCUCUUCCCUCUCCCCAAACCAUCCCUCUUUGCCACCAUCACAAGAAAGACACCAAUCUCAGUGCCUUGGUAUCACCACCUCUUUAAUGGGAAAUCAACUAUUUCCCCUUCUGGAAGGAAUGCUUGGUCUAUCCAUUCUGGAGCACUUCAAGAGUUCGCUCCUGCCAUCCCUAACUUCUCCUGUCUUAAGAAGAUGGACCCUUCAGAUAGCUCUGGCUGCACUCUGUUGUCAUUGACACCACCGACACAUAGCCCAAACGACAACUGUGCUGGAGUCACCCCUCUGCCAAGGACUCUGAACAAUGCUGGGCAUUGUCACUGGCCUGGUCUCAGAGAAGGAACCUAUCCCCACAUCCAAGAACAAUGCAGCUCAUCACUGGGUUCACAGCGGAGGGAGCAAUACAAAUGCUAAACACUGCUUUUUGAUUUUAUCCAACUGAAGCUGCUUUGUCUCAAGAAACAUCUUCCAGAUGGCAACAUAAAGGCAUCUUUGCAGUAGCUUAUAAUUCAGGCCAGUGUCUCUUUCACGGCCAUGCUCCUGGAUUUUCUGACAUUACUCACCAUGGCUGCAAAGCUGAAGAAGGGCAUUAAGGGGGAAAAGCAGCAUCCUUGUCUAUGCCAUCUGCUGGCACACAAAAUCAUAGCUAACUCCAAGGUCAUGAUUAGAUAGAGGGUGCAGCCUUUCAAGUAGUCAGCUUACAAGCUGCAGUCUGACCAGGAGGAAGAAUGUUGUAGCUCAGCAACAUCUCGUAUGUAAAUGAGACAUCUCACUUUCCAUCAGCAUCAAAUCAUGCAACAAGCCAACCAGUUGAGGAACAGGUCAGUCAGAGAGGCUACAGAUAAUAGGAUCUCUUGCAGGACAUGGCCAGUGUCACACAUGGCAGCAUACCAGGCCUCCUGAGCAGCCUGUCCUGUUUCAUAUCCAAAAGCCAACAAGAAGCAAUGGAACUCAGUAAAACCUAUGAAGCACCCAGUAGACCAGCAGAGUAAUAUUUUUCCCAACAUCGCUAACAGUUUAUAGGGAAGAAGUGUCUUAACAGAAGUACUACAGUGUAG
This is a messenger RNA of Pezoporus flaviventris, 6298 nucleotides long. RefSeq names its product tenascin R (gene TNR). The transcript has 22 exons. Gene Ontology annotation, molecular function: protein binding. The record is from RefSeq and is a predicted model, not a curated record. Bases 76 to 4143 code for a protein of 1355 amino acids. NCBI's taxonomy places the organism in Eukaryota, Metazoa, Chordata, Aves, Psittaciformes, Psittacidae.